AUGACACACGUUACACGCAUCCAAGACUACCGACCUCAGCCAGUUUGUCAAGAGACCAGAUGUCGUCGCAAGGAUGAAGUGUUUGCAUCUCCUGCGAACUUGAAAUCGCGUAUGAUUCAGUUCAUCUUUCGACGUCGUAGACGCACACAACAUGAGCCAUCCAAGUAUUGGUCAGGACGAGAUGAUUGCAUCGCUGUUGUGGAGCCAGUCCCUGCAAGUCGGCCACCAGUCAGCACGAGUAUUGCAAUUCCUAGCAGCUCGUCGGUAUCGAGAAAGCUGACAUCGGAUCGAGUACCAAGACAAAGAUCGGCUGAUGAAGGCACGCACAGAACUGGCAGUUGGCGCCAACGACAGACGUACUGCGCCAACUGUCAGCGUCUUUUCUUCACGUCGCUGUCCUCCCUCAGAAGCAUAGCAGGUGCAUUCUGCUCGCUGGACUGCAAGACAAAUCUCGAGUACAUGCGCCAGCUCCAGGACGUGACGUACACGCAGACAUGGGAGAGCAGCACAAUCAGCAGCGGAUUGGAAGACGCGACAUGUGCAACAAAAGCGAACACCUCGCAGGUGAUUAUCGGUGUUGAUGAUCUGGACCGAUUUGGACCUCGUGCGUCGUGCAUCGGUAGUCAGAUAGACGUUGUGACAUCGGAUGGAGAAGGCUACACUGGAUUUGACCGUUGGUAG
Peronospora matthiolae is the source of this 681-nucleotide messenger RNA. The record is from the annotation of a GenBank genome assembly. Lineage: Eukaryota; Oomycota; Peronosporomycetes; Peronosporales; Peronosporaceae.